Haliotis rufescens (red abalone) is the source of this 2106-nucleotide messenger RNA. RefSeq names its product putative defense protein. Gene Ontology annotation, molecular function: oxidoreductase activity, acting on metal ions. The coding region runs from base 324 to 1064 and encodes 246 amino acids. The record is from RefSeq and is a predicted model, not a curated record. NCBI's taxonomy places the organism in Eukaryota, Metazoa, Mollusca, Gastropoda, Lepetellida, Haliotidae. The transcript is spliced from 5 exons.
GAUUCAGAAGUGAGGCAGGUGAUGAAGGUGAAAUAAGUGUUUAUUCACAGCUGUUAAAUUAACAGCAAUUGGAGACGUAUUUGGGAGUGUAUUGUUCAGUGUCAAUACGAACACGUGUCGGUGCUAACUGUCAUCUCAAAUAUUUGAUCGAAUUGUCAAGUUAAAGGACCAAUCAAGGCGCCGUGUCGUGUGCAAUCUAAGCUCGGUGUCAGUGACGACAAACUCCCCAUCCACAUGAUACAAUGAACCAACGGUACAUGGGACAAUCAUAAACGCUGAUACCGUUGGAUUGUAAUGCACUAGAUCUUUCUUGCACGACUAAAAUGAGUCGGCCCAGUGGCCUGGUCAGUUCCGUGGUGUCCAGCGUCUUACUGUGGACAUUCCUGGCAUGUCCUCCGGCAUCCUGCUACCCAGGGGGGGCUCCCGUCAUGGCCUGUGGGGACAUGUUCCCCUCCGGACACGGCACUGAGGCUCAGGUCUCCCCCUCCCCCUACAGGAUCACAGUACCAAAGAAGAAAUAUGACCCCAAUACAACCAUAAAAAUCAGCCUGAUCGCAACAGUCGGGUAUUUCCGUGGUGUCUUCGUGCAGGCUCGGCGAGUGGGAUGUCGCGUCAACGUCACUGAGGUCAUCGGCUCCUUCACCAUCAACGACAAUGAAUUGGAAGCACAACACUGUUUUGGCAAAAUACACUCCGCGGUGACACACAAGAUGCCGUCAAAGAAAACACGGAAGGAUAUUUACUGGACGCCGCCUGUCACACCGGCUGGUCACGUGGUCAUUCGCGCCACCUUUGUGAUGGAGAAGGAGAUGUUCUGGAUCGGCGUGGAGUCAGACAUCUUGGUCGACCUCCAGGAGAUGGACACACCCAAAUGUAUAGCGUCCACGGUGCGGCCAAUCCCAGCCUAUACGACCACAACACCAACCACGCCAUUCGUCAACUACGCCGACGAUAAUGUUCUCGGGAAGUACUCGUCUGGAGCUGUCGGUGUACACACCAAUGUAGCCAUUCUUGGACUCAUACUCUUGGUGCAGGCCCUUUCACGACUUACACACUCUCCGUAGACUACAGAAGACCCAUGGACUAUUAUUAUCAAUCAAGAAGUCGUGUUUAAGAGAUAUGUAUACGGUUUAAAGGCAGGUUUGAAUGAGGCAGGGAGUGUCCAGUUGACUUAGCGUUUCCAUAACAACAGACAAGUGUAUGAUUACAAUGAAACCCAGAGUACAUAGUACGUUUAUUUUGACAAUGUUACGUUAGUUUAAUCAUAAAAUGUAUUAUCAAUCCAGGGUACCGUUGUACAGAGCGAUCUUAUUUCAAAGGUGAUCGUAACUCCCAUACAUUAACAUGGACGUACGGACAGUCGUUGCGCUAAGGUGAUCGUAACUCCCAUACCUUAACAUGGACGUACGGACAGUCGUUGCGCUAAGGUGAUCGUAACUCCCUUACCUUAACAUGGACGUACGGACAGUCGUUGCGCUAAGGUGAUCGUAACUCCCAUACCUUAACAUGGACGUACGGACAGUCGUUGCGCUAAGGUGAUCGUAGCUCCCAUACCUUAACAUGGACGUACGGACAGUCGUUGUGCUAAAGUUGUUUUGUACAAAGGCACCCUGGGACACUUGCAGGUAUGUGGACUCGGAAACUGUCCUCUAUCUUGAGUAUUGCAUUGUAUUUGCGUCAAAAUAAUAAACUGUCUCUAUUCAGAUAGGAUAACAAUUGUCAGCUUCUUUACACUGACUACAGUCAUAAAACGUGGCUUAGAAGAAGGACAUGUGUUAUUUUCAACUGACCGGAUCAAAACCAUUUAAAUUUUGACCAUAAUUAUGAAUGUUUCUGUAACAUAUAUUUUUGCACUUGUGUUCAUCCCCAUUUACAAAUGACUAGUUAUGAUUAUAUUCAUCUUGUUGUGAAUGUUGUACUUCGAAGUCAGCAGUACCACAUCUAUGCCACAGCUAUGCCACGGCUAUACCACAUCUGUAUCACAUCUUUGCCACAGCUAUACCACGGCUAUACCACAUCUGUAUCACAUCUAUGCCACAGCUAUAUCACAGCUAUACCACAUCUGUAUCAUGACGAAAUGUACAUAAUUGAAUCUAAAUAAACAAA